CCUCCUCCUCUUCCUCCUCUUCCUCUUCCUCCUCCUCCGUUGGCUGCGGUCUGUGUGUCGGCGCGGGACCCGGCGUUCCGUUCGUCCCGAGCCGUGAGCAGGCAUUCAGUUUAUGAAUGGCACUGACAUGGAGGAAGUACCGUUUCAGAAAGUCAAAACCAGGCGGAAGAGAGGUCACUGCCCUCCGGGCGUCCCUUUGACCACCAUCGCGUGCGAGGACGAGUUCGACUGCAAGGAGCUCGAGUCCCUCUUCCAGAACUACAACCUGAAGCUGGAGCAGACGUCCACCCUCAAAGCGCUGGCCGUGCUCAUCGUCAUGUCCUCGACGCUGGCCGUGGUGGAGUUGCUGUCCGGCCCCAGCCUCACCGUCUCCAAGGGGUCCCACCCGGUGCACUCUGUCAUCUUCGUGUCGCUGUUCAUCGUAACUAAUGUCAAGUACCUGCAAGUGACUCAGCUGCAGCAGAUCGUCAACCUGACGCUGCUCUUCGGCUUCACCUUCUCCCUCCUCUGCUGCCCCUUCUCGCUGGGCGCCAUGGGCAUGGAGCCCCCGACGGCCCCGGAGCAGGGCGUGUGGCAGCUCAUCCUGGUCACCUUCGUCGCCUACGCGCUCCUACCUGUGCGCACGCUGCUGGCGGUCGUGUUCGGAAUAAUGGUCUCCGUCUCGCACUUGAUUGUGACCGCCACUUCUGUCACGGUGAAAACACAGAGGAUGUGGAGGACGUUGGUUGCCAACACGGUGCUGUUCACCAGUGUCAACCUGUCAGGGCUGUUUGUACGCAUCCUGACGGAGCGAGCCCAGAGGAAGGCCUUCCUGCAGGCUCGCAACUGCAUCGAGGAGAGACUCCGUAUGGAGGACGAGAACGAGAAGCAGGAACGCCUGCUAAUGAGUCUGUUGCCCAGGAACGUAGCUAUGGAGAUGAAAGAGGAUUUCCUGAAGCCCCCAGAAAGGAUCUUUCACAAAAUCUACAUCCAGCGCCAUGACAAUGUCAGCAUCCUGUUUGCAGAUAUAGUUGGUUUCACCAGCCUGGCCUCGCAGUGCACAGCCCAGGAACUGGUGAAGCUUCUGAAUGAGCUGUUUGGAAAGUUUGAUGAGCUCGCCACGGAGAAUCACUGUCGCCGGAUUAAGAUCCUGGGGGAUUGUUACUACUGCGUGUCUGGACUGACCCAACCCAAGGCAGACCACGCCCACUGCUGCGUAGAGAUGGGUCUGGACAUGAUUGACACCAUAACGUCAGUGGCAGAGGCCACAGAGGUCAACCUAAACAUGCGCGUGGGCUUGCAUACAGGUCGGGUGCUCUGUGGAGUGCUGGGCCUCAGGAAAUGGCAAUAUGACGUGUGGUCCAAUGAUGUGACCCUGGCCAAUGUGAUGGAGGCCGGAGGACUACCCGGGAAAGUCCACAUCACCCGAUCGACACUGGAGUGCCUCAACGGAGACUAUGAGGUGGAGCCCGGAAACGGUCACGAAAGGAACGCCUUCCUCCAAAAACAUGACAUUGAAACCUUCUUUAUUGUGCCAUCUCACAGACGGAAGAUAUUCCCAGGAUUGAUUCUUUCGGACAUAAAGCCCGCCAAAAAGAUGAAGUUCAAAACCGUGUGCUACUUACUAGUGCAGCUUAUGCACUGCAGGAAGAUGUUCAAGGCUGAGAUUCCCUUCUCCAAUGUCAUGAACUGCGAAGACGGUGAUAAGCGGAGGGCCAUGCGGACGGCUCCCCAGAAGCUGAGGAAUCGUCCCAACGCGAACCAGGCCAACGUGAUCCAGAGCAGCCCCAGAACGCGGGUCAACCGCUACAUCGGCCGGCUGAUCGAGGCCCGGCAGACCGAGUCGGACACGGCGGACCUCAACGUCCUCACGCUCAUGUACAAGUGUUCUGAGCGCGAGCAGAGGUACCACCAGGUUCCCGAUGAGUACUUCACCAGCGCCGUGGUCCUCUCCCUCGUCCUCGCUGCCUUGUUUGGCCUUGUCUACCUUCUCAUCAUACCACAGGGCAAAGUGAUUCUUGUCCUUCUCGUCUUCUGCAUCUGUUUCCUAGUAGCUUGUAUCAUGUACCUGCAUAUCACUAGAGUACAGUGUUUUCCAGGGUGCCUGACCAUUCAGAUUCGCACUGUGCUCUGCAUUCUCAUAGUGCUCUUAAUCUACGCUGUGGCCCAGGCCUGUGUGGUGGGCUGCAUGCCCUGGUUGUGGGGCAGUGCCAACACCAACAGCUCCAUCAUCAUCAUCAUCGAUGACGUCAGCGGUGCCAACCGCACCAUGGCGGAGCUGCCUUGUGACGGUGCCCACUACGCCUUCCUUUCCUGCGUUGUGGGCACCCUCACCCUGGCACUUUUCCUGCGGGUCUCCUGGCUGCCAAAGAUGGCACUAAUGCUCCUCCUGGGGGUGCUGUAUGUCACCGUGUUGGAGCUCAGUGGCUUUCGCAGGACGGCGGGUGGGGGGUCCUUCCACAUCCGGGGCUAUGAGCCCAUCCUGUCUCUGUUGCUCUUUGUCAGUGCCCUGGCCCUCCACUCCAGGCAACUUGACCUCAAACUACGCCUGGACUUCCUAUGGGCUGUGCAGGCGGAGGAGGAAAGAGAUGGCAUGGAGAAAGUCAAGCUGGACAACAGGCGGAUUCUCUUCAACCUCCUGCCCGCACACGUGGCACAACACUUCCUGCUGUCGAACCCCAGAAACAUGGUGAGCCUCGCUAAUAGACAGGCAGGCAGACAGACAGACAAACAGGAUCUGUACUACCAGUCCUACGCACAAGUAGGUGUUCUGUUUGCCUCCAUCCCAAACUUCAACGACUUCUACAUCGAGUUGGACGGAAACAACAUGGGAGUCGAGUGCCUCAGACUCCUGAAUGAGAUCAUCGCUGACUUUGACGAGCUCAUGGAUAAAGAAUGCUACAAAGACAUAGAGAAAAUCAAAACCAUCGGCAGUACAUACAUGGCAGCUGUGGGCCUCGUCCCCACCAUUGGCACCAAGGCCAAGAAAUCCGUUUACGACCAUCUCAGCACGAUAGCAGACUACGCCAUCGAGAUGUUUGACGUCUUGGAUGAAAUCAACUAUCAGUCAUACAAUGAGUUUGUCCUGAGAGUGGGAAUCAAUGUCGGUCCGGUGGUCGCAGGGGUGAUUGGGGCACGGCGACCUCAGUAUGACAUCUGGGGGAACACGGUGAAUGUGGCCAGUCGGAUGGACAGCACCGGAGUACCUGGAAAGAUACAGGUGACAGAAGAGGUCUAUCGCCUGCUGAAAACCAACUAUGACCUGGUGUGCCGUGGCAAAGUCAGCGUGAAGGGUAAAGGUGAGAUGCUGACCUACUUCCUCGAAGGGAAGGUGCAGGGCGUGGGCACUGUGACCACCUCUUCGGUGGUGCGCUCUGCCAGCUUGGCGCGACGGAUCCACUCCUGCGGGAAGACCAGCGUCCCGACCAAUCUGGGCAGCGUCUCUUCUGCCGCCAACCUGACCGCUCACGCCGUCCAGGUGAACGCUGCCAACAGCAGCGUCAGCCAAGUGACGUGCCUGCCCUCGUCCUGUGUGCCCGCGGUGGGCGAGGUGGACGAGGAGGAGGACGUGGAGGUGUCGGGGAUUCGGAUGGAGGCUGUGGCCGCUGUUGCAGGUGUAACAGUGUAGGGAUGAAAGACAUGCAGGACUAUACACUGAGCUGGAAAAAAAAGGGGAAGAAAACCCCUGGCUGAAGGCCCCGAGAAGACAGGGCUGUCCAGGUAUUUCCUUUAAAUCCAGAGCUGCUGGCAAAUCCCCAGAUGAUGCUCAUUCAGGAUAUGAACUUUUCAGAGGAAUGACUUGGUGAUUCAGACAAUCAUACUCGCUUUUAGGGAUUUUUUAACUGCUUGCCAGUCUCAGAAGACAAACGAGGAGUGAAGGAGAAAGAUACCGGCAGUUUCAAACCCUCUUUUAACAUCUCUUUGCCAGAUAGUUCGAUGUGUGGUGUUCCUGGGUUCCCUCAGGUCCAGGUAUAAUGUGCAUCUUCAUUUGUAGUGCACAAGUACUGCAUAUUCCGUGUGCAAGGGAUGUGUGCAUUGAUAUUCUUGAAAUGACUGAUCAUGCUACUGCUUUUGCACUGUCUUUCUGAUUAUGCCAAGGACACAUUGCAUUAUUUACAGUGUAAUUUUGUGGGGUUUUUUGGUGUAUGUGAGCAUGCAUGAGUGUACCUGUGAGUGUGUGUGUGUAUGCAUGUGUGGUUAAUUCUGAAUUGUAACGAAACAGCACAAAGUACUUUUUUUAUAUUCACCAGAGGAAACAGGCUUUUUUUCAGAGAUAUAUUCACAGUUACUAGCGCAUGACUUUUUUAAGAACAGCCAUAGUAAUUCCUGUUGAAAGAAAACCAAAGUAACUGAGCUUUUCCAUGGAUCUUUAUUUCCACCCCUUAAUACUUGAUGUUCUUACAUUGCCCCAAAUCACAGUCUUAUAAUGUAAUGAGGCAUUGGAGCACACACACACACACACACACACACACACACACACACACAAACAGUGGUGACUGUGGUACUGAAGAGGCGGCAAAGGUCAACAAAAGUGUGUGUAGUGUGGAAACCUAAAACACAGUUUUACAAUUUGGCCUAUGAGUUGGACAUGUGCUGCUGUGGGAACUAAUUCAUGCAGAGAUGGAAUAAGUCACAAAUGCAACACAAAGACGACCAAUACACAUUUAUGUAUUUUGCAAACACGCAUAAAGACACUCAAAGGCCUCAAGGAAGGCAUGCAUCCACACAGAGCACAUGUACUUUACUUAAGCACACACACAAACACACACACACACACACACACACACACACACAAUAAGCACACAACCUUUACCAAUGCACAGCCCGGUCCUUUCCUCGUGGCCUCUGCAAACGAUUCGUGCACAUCCACACAUUUCCUGGGUGCAGUGUCUGGCUGCCGUCAUGUUUCAGGCGUACGCUGCCGUACCCCCCGGCUUUUAUCCGCAUUUUGAACUGACCGCAGAAACUUUAUAAGCUUUAGCACGUACGUCUCUCUCUCUCUCUCUCAGAUGCAGUCUCAGAAGUGUGAGGCACUUCAGAUAUCGUCGUCGGAUAUCACCUUUAUGAAACUUUUACUUGAUCCGCAAACGUGUAAAUACACCAUGUUUCAAGUAUUUUGCCUUACUCAAUAAGCUUACCGUGAUUGCAACCUGCCUUUUUAGAUAUAUUCACUUUGAUAUGCAGAUCAUACUUUUUUUGUAAAUAGCCAAAAGCUGGAAACUAUGUUGUAACUUGUACAGUGUAAAGUUGGGUUAUUGAAUAUUUUGUAAUAAAGACAAUAUUGGUGU
Molecule: messenger RNA, 5267 nt
Organism: Scophthalmus maximus (turbot)
Lineage: Eukaryota; Metazoa; Chordata; Actinopteri; Pleuronectiformes; Scophthalmidae
Product: adenylate cyclase type 1-like
Exons: 20
Coding region: 113-3607 (1164 amino acids)
Biological process (GO): adenylate cyclase-activating G protein-coupled receptor signaling pathway; cAMP biosynthetic process; intracellular signal transduction
Cellular component (GO): plasma membrane
Molecular function (GO): adenylate cyclase activity
Source: RefSeq, a predicted model, not a curated record